AUGGACGUGGAGGAGCCGCUAAAUCGCGGGGUGUGCUUCAAAGAUGGGUUUUCUGGGGAUAUUGGGGAAACCGUGUCAGGCUUCCAGCGUUCCUUGCGCGGAGACGCCAAUCACGACUCACGCUACACCAAAUACGGGGGUGGGAAGAAGAGAGACAGACACAGACAGCAUGGGGCACCCCUCGGCCAUCCCGAGAGACAGAAUACGGCCGGGGUUAUGCCCGCCCUCGUCAGCCCCACGGUAUUUGGAGAACUUGGCAACGAUGUGCGCCCCUUCCAGGCACCGUUCGACCAUCGACUACGGAAGUCUUCUGCGUGCUUCUGGCAAUUCCAAGCUGAUAAGAACGCGGUUUCCACGCAGUACAGGGGCCGUCUAAUACUCCGGAAUCUGGCCGUGGAUUUGCAGUGCCGAGCCUCCAUGGAUUUGGAUGGGGGCUGGCCGACCAGGGGGUGGCCUCUCCCCAACACGAGUCAGGGGCCAUUUCCAACCUGCAUUAACACUUUCGUCAUAGGCUAG
This is a messenger RNA of Colletotrichum lupini, 516 nucleotides long. RefSeq lists its product as uncharacterized. The record is from RefSeq and is a predicted model, not a curated record. NCBI's taxonomy places the organism in Eukaryota, Fungi, Ascomycota, Sordariomycetes, Glomerellales, Glomerellaceae. Bases 1 to 516 code for a protein of 171 amino acids. The transcript is spliced from 5 exons.